AUGGUUAAGACUACUUACGCCCUUACGCUCUUUGCUGCGGUCAGCAUUGCUGCGCCUGUUGCCCAGCCUGAUGGUAGCGGUAACCUCCUCGGUGGUACUGAUGCUGGUAUUAGCAAGCUCUUUUCUAAGCUUACUGGUCGUGGCGAUGAGGAUACCUCGAAUGAGCACAAGAACCUCAUUGAGGACAUUCCCAUUUUGGGACCGAUGCUUGGAGCGAAGCACGACUCUAAGCGUGGCCACUCCGAGUAUGAGGCUGAUCACCACAACUUGAUUGAUGGAAUCCCAAUCGUCGGCCAGCUGCUUGGUAAUGACAAGUCUACCCUUGACAAGAGCAAGGACCGUCGUGACCUGAGCGAUGGUCUGAAUGGUAUCCCCUUGAUUGGUGGUUUGUUCGGCAAGCACGAGCACACUGGUGGAUACAACGGCCAGAAAGCAAGCCGCAGCUACGGCCAGAACUAUGGCCAGAACUAUGGUCAGAACGAAGGCCAAAACGAGGGCCAAAACGAGGGUCAGAACGAAGGCCAAAACGAGGGUCAGAACGAAGGCCAGAACUAUGGUCAGAACGAUGGUCAGAACGAGGGCCAAAACGAGGGUCAGAAUGAUGGUCAAAAUGAGGGUCAGAACGAUUGGCAAAACUACCUUCAGAAUUACGGCCAGAACGAAGGCCAGAACUCCAAGCGCGACCUCGGUGGCCUCGAGAGCCUCCCCAUUGUUGGAGACCUCCUCAAGAGCGACAAGGCCGGCCACAAGGAGACCGACGACCCAGCUAAGCACCUCGACACUCGCCAGGUCGGUGGAAACGCCAAGGGCGUUUUCGGUAUCCUGCAGUCCCUGACCAGCGGCAACCCCGUCACCAAGAGUCACGCCAAGCGUGAGGAUGAUGAGUUCUCCCAGCUUGACCCCCUCCGCGACGUCGUCGACGGCGCCGUCAUGUCGGGUAUGGAAGCUGAGGGCGCCGCUAUGCCUAUGCGCCGCGACGAGAUGGCCACUCCCACCCAACAGUCCGCAGCCUCGGCAACACCCACCCCCAGCGAAUCUGCCAAGCCCAAGAGCUUCCUCAGCGAGCUGAUGGGCAAGCACGGUCUCGGUUCGAUCAUGGGCCACGCCCACCACGGUAUUGGUCUCUUCCCUAUGAAGCGCGAUGGCACCGGUGCCGCACCCCCAAUCCAGGGCUCAACCCUGACCGACGUCCUCAUGCAAGGUGGUGCCCUCGGCAAGCUAACCAAAAUGCUGUCCCCUGCUACUCCUCCGAAGUCUCCUCACGGAGACCCCAACACUGUCGGUGAUGGCUCUAGCAACGGUCCCCCUGACCCUGCUUCUGGUGCUGGUCCUCACAGUGGACCUGGUUUCGCCGGUGAGCAUGGUGAUUCUAAGGCUGCCGCUUCUGUUGCUGGUGCUGCGGCUAAGCCCCAGUAA
Penicillium antarcticum is the source of this 1416-nucleotide messenger RNA. RefSeq lists its product as uncharacterized. Lineage: Eukaryota; Fungi; Ascomycota; Eurotiomycetes; Eurotiales; Aspergillaceae. The record is from RefSeq and is a predicted model, not a curated record. The coding region runs from base 1 to 1416 and encodes 471 amino acids. The transcript is spliced from 8 exons.